Acomys russatus (golden spiny mouse) is the source of this 1485-nucleotide messenger RNA. It is a transcript of the gene Sgms2, whose product is annotated as sphingomyelin synthase 2. Gene Ontology annotation, molecular function: ceramide cholinephosphotransferase activity; sphingomyelin synthase activity. The transcript has 5 exons. Gene Ontology annotation, cellular component: endoplasmic reticulum membrane; Golgi membrane. Gene Ontology annotation, biological process: ceramide biosynthetic process; sphingomyelin biosynthetic process. The coding region runs from base 200 to 1297 and encodes 365 amino acids. Lineage: Eukaryota; Metazoa; Chordata; Mammalia; Rodentia; Muridae. The record is from RefSeq and is a predicted model, not a curated record.
CGUGGUGAACACACAGAAAGCAGAUUGUUGUAUGGGAGGACCAGGAACCAGAAGGCCACACGUCUACAUUUUGUAUUAGCAUACACAAUCAAUUCUGAGAGUCCAUGUUGGUCUUGGAUGCAGAAGGAUUUAAAAGAGAUAAGUUUCCACAGGCAGCAGGAGCCUUGCCAUCUACUUCGGCUCUGAAGGCUGGCAGACAAUGGAUGUCAUAGAGACUGCAAAGCUUGAAGGCCGUUUGGAAAAUCAAACCGACGACUCCACCAACACUUACACAAGUCCCCCUGAAGCUGUGGAAGAAGAAAGCAAAAAUGGCAAUGGUAAACCCAAGAGCUUACCCAAUGGCUUACGAAAGGGAGCCAAGAAGUACCCGGACUACAUCCAGAUUUCUAUGCCCCCUGACUCCAGGAGCAAGUUUCCCCUGGAGUGGUGGAAAACCGGCAUUGCCUUUGUGUAUGCACUCUUCAAUCUUGUGCUGACGACGGUCAUGAUCACAGUUGUGCACGAGAGGGUUCCUCCCAAGGAGCUCAGCCCUCCACUCCCAGACAAGUUUUUUGACUACAUCGACCGGGUAAAAUGGGCAUUUUCUGUAUCAGAAAUCAAUGGGAUUGUAUUAGUUGGCUUAUGGAUCGUCCAGUGGCUUUUUCUGAGAUACAAGUCAAUAGUGGGGCGCAGGUUCUUCUUUAUCAUCGGAACUUUAUACCUGUAUCGCUGUAUUACUAUGUAUGUCACUACGUUACCUGUGCCAGGAAUGCACUUCCAGUGUGCUCCGAAGCUCAAUGGAGACUCUCAGGCAAAAAUACAACGGAUUCUCCGGUUGAUUUCUGGCGGUGGACUGUCCAUAACGGGGUCACACAUCCUGUGUGGAGACUUCCUCUUCAGCGGCCAUACGGUGGUGCUCACACUGACCUACUUGUUCAUCAAAGAAUACUCGCCUCGUCACUUCUGGUGGUAUCACUUGGUCUGCUGGUUGCUCAGCGCCGCCGGGAUCAUCUGCAUUCUUGUAGCACAUGAGCACUAUACUGUCGACGUGAUCAUCGCCUAUUACAUCACAACGCGGCUGUUUUGGUGGUACCAUUCCAUGGCCAAUGAGAAGAACUUGAAGGUUUCUUCCCAGACGAAUUUCUUAUCUCGGGCUUGGUGGUUCCCCAUUUUCUAUUUUUUUGAGAAGAAUGUCCAAGGCUCAAUUCCUUGCUGCUUCUCCUGGCCACUGUCCUGGCCCCCUGGCUGCUUCAAGUCAUCGUGUAAAAAGUAUUCACGGGUCCAGAAGAUCGGGGAGGACAACGAGAAGUCUACCUGAGCUGCCAGUGGGGCAGCAGCUUUUACACCAAAAGAGUCCGUGCUGCGACCAAAGGCACAGCUUUAUAUUUAUUUUCAGAGACCUGACUGGUAAAUGAAGUGGACCAAAUUUUGUGCAGAAGAUCAGAGUGAUGAAUGAAGUAUUACCUUUUGGCUUUCUUUCUUUCUUUUUUUUUUUUUUUUAAUUCA